Molecule: messenger RNA, 1667 nt
Organism: Panonychus citri (citrus red mite)
Lineage: Eukaryota; Metazoa; Arthropoda; Arachnida; Trombidiformes; Tetranychidae
Product: lysosomal protective protein-like
Exons: 1
Coding region: 83-1543 (486 amino acids)
Biological process (GO): proteolysis
Molecular function (GO): serine-type carboxypeptidase activity
Source: RefSeq, a predicted model, not a curated record
AUUGAUUGAAUUAGUGUUUACAAUCAAGUUGAUUUUUAUUCCUUCAUUGGGUUAGAUUUAUUAAUAGAUCAUUUUAAUCACCAUGUUCCGUUUUAUCUUGGCCAUACUGUUGGUCACUCAUGUGUUCGCGUUUGAUGAAGAUCGUGUAGUCCGUUUACCAGGUCAAACGAAGGAUAUUCCCUUCGGUAUGUAUUCGGGUUACCUUAAUGGUUCUGACGGAACUCAUCUUCAUUAUGUUUUCGUUGAAUCGACUGGAAAUCCGGCCACUGAUCCGCUCCUUUUAUGGUUAAAUGGUGGACCAGGUUGUAGUUCAAUGCUAGGAUUUUUCACUGAACAAGGUCCGUUUCGAGUUACCAAAACUGGAGCAUCGAUUGAACCAAAUCCAUUUGCUUGGAAUCAAUUGGCUUCCAUGAUUUUCCUUGAAUCACCCGCUGGUGUUGGCUAUUCUUAUAAUGAUAAUGGUAAUUAUACCAUUGAUGAUGAUGGUGCUUCUUACAACAAUUUACAAGCAAUUAAAAGUUUCUUCAUUAAAUUUCCACAAUUUAAACGAAAUGAUUUCUAUCUUUCUGGUGAAUCUUAUGCUGGUGUUUAUAUACCAACUUUGUCCAUUCGUCUUCUCAAUGAGACUUCAAUCAACUAUAAAGGUUUCGCCAUUGGAAAUGGUUACCUUGAUCAAGUUAAAUUGGGUAAUUCGAAAGUUUUUUUCUCUUACUAUCAUGGUCUCAUUGAUCGUGACCAAUGGUCAGCUUUAACAUCUCAAUGCUGUUCUAAUGGUGUUGGUGAAGAUUCUUGUGAAUUUGUUCAAAGUUCAAAUCCAACUUGCACUAAAUUAGUUGGUAAAUUAACUGAGGCAAUUGAAUCAUCUGGUCUUAAUCCUUAUAACAUUUACGAUCGAUGUCAAACAAAUAAUGACCUUAGACGGACAACAUCGUUAUCAUCUCCUGGAAUUGGUAGGAAAUAUGGUAAUCAUAAACACGCUUCAGCUUGGAAAUUGAUCAAAGCAACUUUAACUGGACACAGUGACCAUGAUAUUGAAAUUGUACCAAGAUCUACUCGAACCAAUAGCCAACUAAAAGGCUCGGGAAGUCCACCUUGUAUUGAUGACGCUGACCUUGAAUCUUAUCUUAAUCGUCGCGAUGUAAGAUCAGCUCUUAACAUCCACCCUUCAGCUGGACAAUGGACUGAUUGUAAUGUAGUUGUUGAAGAAUCAUAUAUCAACAUCUAUCGAACCCUUAAAGAUCAAGUUUCCCAAUCGAUUCGAGCCGGUAAACGAGGUCUAAUUUACAACGGAGAUGUUGACCUAGUCUGUGAUUUCUUGGGUGACCAAUGGUUCGUCGAGGAUCUUGGUUUUCCCUCGAUUACUCCUUACAUUCCCUGGCAUGUAAACAAUCAAACCGCUGGAUUUGUUAAGCACUUCGAAGGAUUUGUAAUGGCCACAGUUCGAGGUUCAGGUCACAUGGUACCAACUGACCAGCCACAAGUAGCAUACGAAAUGAUUAAACUUUUCCUUAAGGGCCAAAAUUUUCUUAAAAUGAACAAUUAAGACUAAGAUUAUUCAUCAACAUCUCGACAAUUAUAUUAAUCAUUACUCUAUACAUUUAAUUGAAUUGUCAUCCGAAACUAGAUUAAUAUGAAUAUCCAACCAAUUAAAUUGAUUAAAACUCUAA